GUCUCCCCUUUAGAGGAGCUCCCACCAGGGAGGACCCACAGACACACACAGCUCUGGCCAAGAGGGAGGACAGGACAGAGGAACUGACAGUGUUAACUAACUUCCACUGUCCAGCAGAUCACACCACUGUUACAGAGACCAAGAGACUAUCCAGGACCUGAGAGAGACUGAGAGAUUAUCGUAUCUCCGUCACCAAGGGACAGAGAGGAAGGAGAGACUGAGAGAUCAUCGUAUCUCCAUCACCAAAGGAACAGAGGAAGGAGAGACUGAGAGAUCAUCGUAUCUCCGUCACCAAGGGACAGAGAGGAAGGAGAGACUGAGAGAUCAUCGUAUCUUCAUCACCAAAGGAACAGAGGAAGGAGAGACUGAGAGAUCAUCGUAUCUCCAUCACCAAGGGACAGAGAGGAAGGAGAGACUGAGAGAUCAUCGUAUCUCCGUCACCAAGGGACCGAGGAAGGAGAGACAACGUGGAUACAGGACAUCCAGUGACUGGGUGACCAUAGGGGGGAGUGGAUCUGGCCUAAAGAGGAACCGAACUGACCAGCCAUCUGCCAGUCAGAGCUACCCAUCCAUCAGGACAUUUCUGCACUCCAAUAGAUUGGCAGUGACACUUCGACUAACUUUUCCUGCAUCGUCGCUGAUUGCCACACAGCAGCUAGGCUCGUCAUUGCGUUGGGAAACGAUUUCAGAACUUCUAAGCCGUUUACAGUAACCUCUGGGGGGGGAAAGCGACCGGUCCACAAGACAUCGUUAGGACAUAUUGACAAACCAUGAUGGAGGAUCACCUGUCUAAGAUCCAUCCCUCCUCCUCCUCUCCAAGCCAAUCUUCAGGGAGCAGUGGCACCGACUGUGACAGCAGAGGAGCAAAGAGUCCAGCCCCGGGUAAAGCCCUGAGUCCAGCGCUGCUCUGUAAGGUCUGUGGAGACACCAGCAGUGGAAAACACUACGGCAUCUACGCCUGCAACGGCUGCAGCGGGUUCUUCAAACGCAGCGUCCGACGGAGACUCAUAUACAGGUGUCAGGCUGGUACGGGCAUGUGCCCAGUGGAUAAGGCCCAUCGGAACCAGUGCCAAGCCUGUCGGCUGAAGAAGUGCCUACAGGCAGGCAUGAACAAAGAUGCUGUCCAGAACGAGCGUCAGCCCCGCAGCACGUCUCAGGUGCAUCUGGACUCCAUCGACGUGGACACAGACAAGGAGCACCUGGCCACCACACGGGAUCCCACUUCCUCUUCCUCCUCUUCCUCCUCCUGCUCAGUGAUCACCCGGCCCCACAUCACCUCCACCUCCACCAGCUCCUCCUCUGCCCCCCCACAGCGCUGUGGCUCCUCCCCCAGCCCUCAGAACAACCACCGCUUCAUGGUCAGCCUCAUGACCGCUGAGACAUGCGCUAAACUGGAGCCUGAGGAUGUUGAUGAGAACAUUGAUGUGACCAGUAACGAGCCAGAGAGGGCGUCCUCAGACUACCACAUGUCCCUGUACCCUUCCAGUACAGAGAACGUGUACGAGACUUCAGCCCGGCUUCUCUUUAUGUCUGUUAAAUGGGCCAAGAACCUUCCAGUGUUCUCCAAUCUCCCCUUCAGAGACCAGGUGAUCCUGCUGGAGGAGGCGUGGUCUGAACUCUUCCUGCUGUGUGCCAUCCAGUGGUCUCUCCCCCUGGACAGCUGUCCUCUGCUGUCCCUCCCUGACGUGUCCCCCACCACCACGCAGAGUAAGACAUCCUACAGCAGCCUGGACCUGCGUCUGCUCCAGGAGGUCUUCAGUAGGUUCAAAGCCCUGGCCGUAGACCCCACUGAGUUCGCCUGCCUCAAGGCCAUCGUUCUCUUUAAACCAGAGACCCGAGGUCUGAAGGACCCAGAGCAGGUAGAGAACCUACAGGAUCAGUCCCAGGUGAUGUUGGGACAACACAUUAGAUCACAUUACUCCAGUCAGCCUGCCAGAUUUGGGAAGCUCCUCCUGCUGUUGCCCUCUCUGCGUUUCGUCAGCUCCGAGCGGAUCGAGCUCCUCUUCUUCCACAGGACCAUCGGCAACACCCCUAUGGAGAAACUGCUGUGUGACAUGUUCAAGAACUAAUACACAGAGAAACAAAAUGGACGCUCAGUUAUACUGCACUAAGACACAGAGAAACAAAAUGGACGCUCAGUUAUACUGCACUAAGACACACUGCAAGGGAACAUGCUGACAGCAAGAACUAAUACACAGAGAAACAAAAUGGACGCUCAGUUAUACUGCACUAAGACACACUGCAAGGGAACAUGCUGACAGCAAGAACUAAUACACAGAGAAACAAAAUGGACGCUCAGUUAUACUGCACUAAGACACACUGCAAGGGAACAUGCUGACAGCAAGAACUAAUACACAGAGAAACAAAAUGGACGCUCAGUUAUACUGCACUAAGACACACUGCAAGUGAACAUGCUGAAAGCUAACAAACUGCCGUGUUGUAACAGAAUGUUGUGAAUCUGUUAUUUGCUGUGUGUAAGAAAACCAUGUAAAUACGUUAUCGCUGUAAGAGAGUGUUGAAAACGGACCUGCUUUUGAGCUUUGUACUGUUGGACAGAAAGUUUGUGUUUCAUAUCUUCAGUUACGUUUCUGUCUAGCUGUCCAUUAUGUCUUUUUUCACGAUGUCAUGUAAUAUAUUUAUAUACAAUCUGUUUGGUGUUAGAUACUGUACAUUUCUGCUGUCAUAAAUAUGUGUGCUGUAUUUAUGAUUUCAUGCCUUGAUAAAUUGAAACUUGUA
Coregonus clupeaformis (lake whitefish) is the source of this 2736-nucleotide messenger RNA. It is a transcript of the gene nr2e3, whose product is annotated as nuclear receptor subfamily 2, group E, member 3. The transcript is spliced from 8 exons. Gene Ontology annotation, biological process: cell differentiation; anatomical structure development; positive regulation of transcription by RNA polymerase II. NCBI's taxonomy places the organism in Eukaryota, Metazoa, Chordata, Actinopteri, Salmoniformes, Salmonidae. Gene Ontology annotation, molecular function: RNA polymerase II cis-regulatory region sequence-specific DNA binding; zinc ion binding; nuclear receptor activity. The record is from RefSeq and is a predicted model, not a curated record. The coding region runs from base 771 to 2069 and encodes 432 amino acids.